Messenger RNA from Rubroshorea leprosula, 1479 nucleotides. Lineage: Eukaryota; Viridiplantae; Streptophyta; Magnoliopsida; Malvales; Dipterocarpaceae. The record is from the annotation of a GenBank genome assembly.
AUUGCCUUUAUUUUGACUUAUGUACCUCUCACUUUCUCUCUGAAUAAAUUGAUUUUUUUUUUUUUAUCACAAUCCAAAACAAGCAUUCUUCUCUCAUUAAAAGGGCACCAAACCAUACCAGCAGGCCCUCACCAAAGUUUUCAUAGAAAAGUUUUUAGACCCCUGGUUCCUUAAGGAGGUCAGCAUUUAUCCAAGAGAUCAGAACGGGUCUUAAGUUCUGUUUAGAGAGAGAGAGAGAGAGAGAGAGAGAGAGAGAGAGAGAGAUAGAUGGGGAGGGCUCCUUGCUGUGACAAAGCAAAUGUGAAGAAGGGGCCAUGGUCUCCAGAAGAAGACUCCAAGCUCAAGGAGUACAUAGAGAAAUAUGGUACUGGCGGGAAUUGGAUUGCUCUUCCUCAGAAAGCUGGUUUAAAGAGAUGUGGGAAGAGUUGCAGAUUGAGGUGGCUAAACUAUCUGAGGCCUAACAUCAAACAUGGGGAAUUCACUGAUGAAGAAGACAGGAUCAUCUGCAGCCUGUUUGCUACGAUUGGGAGCAGAUGGUCAAUUAUAGCUGCUCAGUUACCAGGCAGGACUGACAAUGAUAUCAAGAACUACUGGAACACCAAGCUGAAGAAGAAACUCAUGGUCAUGGCUGCUGCUCCUCCACAAUCCCAAAGAAAGCCACCACCAUACCCACCCUCGUCAUCUGAAUCUUCCUUUUCAUCACUGUACAAAGACUACACCAUCCCUUAUUACAGUACCUCAACAAAAUCCUUCACAGGGUUUGAACCCAUUUCCUCUGUUCAUCAAUCUAACCUUUUGCACAGCACCUCUGGCUUGGCCAGUACCAACCCUUCUUUCCUUCGGAACCCUGAAAAUUUGGUUUGUCCUGUUUAUUACCCAUCUAUGAAAGACAAUUUCCUGAUGUUUGGUAGUGAAACAAGCUGCAGUACUUCUUCUGAUGGAAGUUGCAGCCAGAUCAAACAAGAGGACCAUCACAUGGGUAGUACUAAUUUUCAGAGUUUUACAUCCUCUCGUGCAUAUGAAGAUCAAACCCACAAAUUAAUGGUGAGUUAUGGGAGCAAUGGAGGUGAAAAUGUGAACCAGUGGAAUGAGAAGGCACAUGGGUACUGUGGAGAAACCCAAACGGUGGACUAUGAUCCGGAAGAGGUUAAGCAAUUGAUUAGCUCAAGUAGUACUAGUAAUGGCAUCAUUAACAACACCAACUUCUUGUUCAGUGAUGAAAACAAGACGCAAGAGAAGGUCAUGUACUACUACUACCACUGAUUUGAGCACUGACUGCAAGUAAAAUCAGAAAGAUUUGAUGGGGUAAGGGAAGGUGUGUGCGUGUGGAGUGGAGGUUUGCAUUUCUUAUUGGGAAGUGAUGAAUGAUGUUGUGGAUGUAAGAAUCUACACUCCCUGGAACCCUCCAAUGAGAAGUUAAUGUUCAUGAAAGCUAGAGGAAAGUUAUCAUCUUUCCAAGAACAAAAGAUCUCUUGUCAA